AUGUUUCUCAACGUGCUCCUCAUAGUGGCAGUCAUGACCCCGGCCGUGUGCUCCUAUAACCCCAUAGGCACAAAUUCGGGAAUGAUAACUCGUACUUGGUCACACUCUCAAAGCACCCAAGCCAUCGGCCAGUCUACCAUAUAUCCUGUCACUGCGAUCUCCUCUAUCGUCGAGAUCAAACCCAAAGGCAUCAAAGUUCCGGAAGAUGAAGGCCGAGAGGAAUCCGAUCAUUUAACUCUCAAAAUGUUUCAGACACGGCCUAUUGGUAGAUCUACAGUCACUCGCAGUCGCUCGACUUCGGCCGAGAAUAGCGACAAGACCUCGCGCAUGAUCAAAGCAAACUUGGACACUUUGAGUAUCACCUCCAUCCGCAUCACUCUGACCAAACCUGGGGAUCCAUGGACGACUCUCCCAGAUCCUGAUGAAGGAACUACGCUUCCUUGGUUCACAGACUCAGCAGUUACGUCUAUUGCAACGACUGCAGAAGAAACGGCAUCUGCAACCACUACAGUUGAGACUCCAUCUCCGACUGCUCCAGAAGAGACCGAGUCCCCGACACCUCCAAAGGAACAUCGUCUCUCCGGCAGUCAAAUAGCUGCCGCUGUUAUAGGCGCGCUCUUAGGCACGGCCCUUAUCUUGCUCUGCGGCUGCGUCGCUGUUCAAUACCGCCAUAAACUCAAUCGCCCCAAGCCCGAACCCAGGCCUAUGUAUACAGCCAGGAGAGAGACUCCCGCCGUCUCAGAACCCAGAAGUCAAUCGUACUUCGAUGUCUCGACUCCAAAUAUCAGCAGAAUUCUCAUGGCGGCUUGGCCAGAUUUAUUCCGGGGCCGGCGAAAUCCAUCUCCUCGACCGGAUCCUGAGCCAGAAGUCUUGAUUCCUCAAAGGCCUAUGUACCAACCUUAUAUUGAGGAUGCUCAAACGUUUACUUCAAGUGUAUACAGUCAGGACAGCCGGGUGCAACAAAUGCCUGAAAUUGCCAGACCUCCUGGUAAUUAUAUCUAG
Molecule: messenger RNA, 1002 nt
Organism: Fusarium sp. VM40
Lineage: Eukaryota; Fungi; Ascomycota; Sordariomycetes; Hypocreales; Nectriaceae
Source: the annotation of a GenBank genome assembly